This is a messenger RNA of Pelmatolapia mariae (spotted tilapia), 2755 nucleotides long. RefSeq names its product E-selectin-like. NCBI's taxonomy places the organism in Eukaryota, Metazoa, Chordata, Actinopteri, Cichliformes, Cichlidae. The coding region runs from base 63 to 2531 and encodes 822 amino acids. The transcript has 15 exons. Gene Ontology annotation, biological process: cell adhesion. Gene Ontology annotation, cellular component: membrane. The record is from RefSeq and is a predicted model, not a curated record.
UAUUGAGGCUGAAACCCACAGAGUCAAACAUCUUCUGUAGGCUAUCAGGCAUAUCAUUUGACAUGAAUUCCUGCUUUGGACUAAUUCAGACCCAUGGAUAUAAGAGCUCGUGGAUCAACUUCACCUUUAUCUGCUUAAUGCUGUGCAUGUGGACUAGUGUAGAGUCCUGGUCUUAUUUCUUUUCAAACAACCCAAUGACAUGGGAAGAUGCACGAAGCUGGUGCCAGGAGCACUACACAGACAUGGUGGCCAUUCAGAACCAGGAAGAGAUCGAGCAUCUUAACAACUGGCUGCCCAAGAAAAAUGGCUACUACUGGAUUGGGAUUCGUAAGAUCAAUAAUGUCUGGACCUGGGUAGGAACCACCAAGCCUCUGACUAAAGAAGCAACCAACUGGGCAGAAGGAGAACCGAACAACAGCAAGAGUGACAGAAAUGCACAAAUCAGUGAGGACUGUGUGGAGAUGUACAUUAAAAGGGAUAAAGAACCAAGCAAGUGGAAUGAUGAGAGAUGUACAAAAUCAAAGACUGCUCUGUGCUACACAGCGGCUUGUAAGAAUGACUCCUGUUUGCAUGGAGAGUGUGUUGAAACCAUCAACAGCCACAAAUGUGAUUGCUUUGAAGGUUUUUUUGGAGACAAGUGUGACCAAGCUGUGCAGUGUAACAAAAGCGAAGUUAUUGCCCCAGAUAAAGGAUCUCAAAAUUGCUCUCACAAGUAUGGCAGCUUCACCUAUGACUCCUUGUGUCAGUAUUCCUGUGAGGAAGGAUACAAGCUGAGUGUGCAGAGAUCUCUGAGGUGCACUUCUUCAGGGAAAUGGUCAGAAAAGCCACCUUUGUGUGAAUUGAUUCAGUGUGAGAAGAUGUCAGAGCCUACACAUGGAUCCAUGAAAUGCUCCGAUCCUCUGGGCUCAUUCAGCUAUCAGUCCACCUGUACUUUUACCUGUGAUGAAGGUUAUGUACUGUCUGGAUCUCCAUCUCUGCAGUGUGAAUCAUCAGGAAAUUGGAAUGCAUCCCAGCCAUACUGUGUUGCUGUCCAGUGCCCUGCUCUGCAAAACUUGACAAAUGGCUUUGUCAGCUGUGGAGAAGAUGCUGAUAUGAGGUUCAGCUACAAAAACACCUGCAGCUUCAGUUGUGACCAAGGUUACCAUUUAGUGGGAGCCAGUAGAAUGACCUGCACAUCAGGAGGUACAUGGAAUCAGCAGAUUCCUCACUGUGAAGCCAUCCUUUGCCAGAAUCCAGAGAGAGAAGCUCCCCUCAUCAUGCAGUGCAGUGAAUCUGUGACCGAACUGCGACCAAACUCCACCUGCAGCUUCAGCUGUGAAGAAGGUUUUGAACAGCAGGGAGCAAACACCAUCAAGUGUUCUGAGGACGGACAGUGGAAUAAAAUCAUACCUACAUGCAAAGCAAAAGGAUGUCCUGCUCCAGAGGUCCCAACAAAUGGUCAGAUAAGCUGCAGCCCUUCUCUGUCUUCAUUUCUUAGUCAUGAGACACCCCAUCCACUUGGCAUGCUUUGUAAUUUUACAUGUGAUGAAGGACAUGAGCUGCAAGGUGCACACAGCAUGGAGUGUACACAUCCAGGCCAAUGGACCUGCAGAUCACCAACCUGCACAGCUGUUACAUGUUUGUUGCUUGAGGCUCCUGAAAACGGUCACAUCAGUUGCUCCAGCACUGAGUCAGUUUACAACUCUCAGUGCUCCUUCACCUGUGACCAAGGCUACUCAUUAGAAGGACAUGAGCUGCUGACAUGUGAUCAUCAUGGCAACUGGACUGGAGAGAAACCCACCUGUCAAGCCAUCCUUUGCCAGAAUCCAGAGAGAGAAGCUCCCCUCAUCAUGCAGUGCAGUGAAUCUGUGACCGAACUGCGACCAAACUCCACCUGCAGCUUCAGCUGUGAAGAAGGUUUUGAACUGCAGGGAGCAAACACCAUCAAGUGUUCUGAGGACGGACAGUGGAAUAAAAACAUACCUACAUGCAAAGGAUGUCCUGCUCCAGAGGUCCCAACAAAUGGUCAGAUAAGCUGCAGCCCUUCUCUGUCUUCAUUUCUUAGUCAUGAGACACCCCAUCCACUUGGCAUGCUUUGUAAUUUUACAUGUGAUGAAGGACAUGAGCUGCAAGGUGCACACAGCAUGGAGUGUACAAAUCCAGGCCAAUGGACCUGCAGAUCACCAACCUGCACAGCUGUUACAUGUUUGUUGCUUGAGGCUCCUGAAAACGGUCACAUCAAUUGCUCCAGCACUGAGUCAGUUUACAACUCUCAGUGCUCCUUCACCUGUGACCAAGACUACUCAUUAGAAGGACCUGAGCUGCUGACAUGUGAUCAUCAUGGCAACUGGACUGGAGAGAAACCCACCUGUCAAGCUCCUGUUCCAGUUGCUGCAAUUACAUUUGGUGUGGCAACAGGGGGCACUGCCUUGUUCUCUGGUGUGUCUAUGGCUAUGUGGCUCUUGAAAAAGAUGAAGAAGAAAGCUGAUGCAUAUGAGCUGAGCAGCAACUCUGACAUAGAGGCUCCUCUACAGAGCUACAAAAAGCAGUGACUGCCUGAUAUAGAAGACUUUUCUAUUCUUAGUAGACAACUACAGACAGUAUAUAUUUCAAAACAGCAAUGUGAAAAUAUGAAUCAUAUAUACUAAUUUAAAAGGAGUAUAAAAUAAGUAAACCCAGUGUCACAAGAAGUGGGUGGAUGUGACAUUUGCAGAUUAUAUUAUAGGUUUGAUCAUAUUUGGCUGAAUUUUUAAAACAAAAUGUGCUGACAUAUAUU